GUUAAUCGUUCUUCUCGUAGAACAACAGCAAAAAUGGCGCUAUUUAAUGCAAGGGUAUUUUCUCGUGUCUCUCGUUAUCGUUGCGUACUGAGCAUGGCCUCAAGGGCUUGCCUUUCUACUACGCAAAGCGAGGACCUCUUGAUAAACAAGGAGAAGUAUUCUUUUAUAAAAGAUCUUGGCCUCAAAGCUGACAAUGAUGGCGUCUUUAAUGGAAGUUGGGGAGCAACUGGCGAGGUCAUUGCCUCCUAUUGCCCGUCAAAUAAUCAGCCUAUCGCUCGAGUUCGACAGGGAUCUCUAGAGGAUUACAACAACUGCGUAAAGACUGCUAAAGAAGCUUGGAAAGAAUGGGCCUUGGUUACUGCACCAAAACGAGGAGAAAUUGUUAGACAAAUUGGUCAGGCUCUCAGAGACAAUAUCAAUCCUCUUGGCAAGCUGCUUACCCUUGAAGUUGGUAAAAUCUUACCAGAAGCUGUCGGAGAGAUCCAAGAGUACGUUGAUAUCUGUGAUUUUGCUGUAGGAUUGUCGAGGAUGGUUGGAGGGAAAGUCUUGCCAUCAGAGCGUCCUGGCCAUGCAUUAUUGGAGCAAUGGAACCCUCUUGGCUUGACUGGAAUCAUCACAGCCUUCAAUUUCCCUGUCGCUGUAUAUGGUUGGAAUAGUGCUAUCAGUAUGGUCUGCGGCAAUGUUAAUCUAUGGAAAGGAGGUCCAACUACACCACUGAUAAGUAUUGCUGUCACCAAAAUCAUUCAGUCUGUCUUGGAAGCAAAUAAGAUACCAGGAGAGGUUUGUUCCAUGAUUUGUGGAGGAGCUGAUAUUGGACAAGCAAUGAGUGAAGAUGAACGAGUUGACUUGGUCUCAUUCACUGGAAGCAUACCAGUUGGACGGAAAGUUGGAACCACCGUUCAGCAACGAUUUGGGAAAAAAAUCUUGGAACUUGGUGGAAACAAUGCAAUCAUAGUUAUGGAUGACGCAGAUUUAAACCUUGUUGUACCAUCUGUCCUGUUUGCUUGUGUUGGUACAGCAGGUCAAAGGUGUACCACUACAAGAAGACUGAUUCUCCAUGAAAAGAUUUAUGAUACAGUCGUUGAGAAGCUAAAGAAGGCGUAUGGUCAAGUCAAAUAUGGUGAUCCUUUGGAAGAGGGUGUUAUUUAUGGCCCACUUCACUCUCAAGCGGCAGUCGAUAUUUACAACAAGGCAAUAGAAGGGGCUAAAUCCCAGGGUGGAACCAUAGAGUGCGGAGGAAAGGUCAUCGAUGCACCUGGUUUUUAUGUCGAACCAACAAUAGUAUCUGGACUUCAAAUCGAUUCUGAAGCUGUCCAAACAGAGGCUUUUUGCCCGAUAGUUUAUGUCUUAAAAUGCAAGAGCUUUGAGGAUGCAGUAGCAAUGAAUAAUGGUGUCAAACAGGGUCUCUCAAGCAGCAUAUUCACCACAAAUUUUGCAAAGGUCUUUGAAUGGAUGAG
Messenger RNA from Actinia tenebrosa (Australian red waratah sea anemone), 1457 nucleotides. RefSeq names its product alpha-aminoadipic semialdehyde dehydrogenase. Lineage: Eukaryota; Metazoa; Cnidaria; Anthozoa; Actiniaria; Actiniidae. The record is from RefSeq and is a predicted model, not a curated record. Gene Ontology annotation, molecular function: aldehyde dehydrogenase (NAD+) activity.